ACAGCAGCGACCACGAGCAAGUUGAUCGCGACGAGCCACUCACAAUCAUGUCAGUCACAGUGACAGCCGACCAAUUGGCAGCUCUGAGAGCAAUCCUGCUCAACUCGUCCGGAAAGACACCUCUGCAUGAGCGAUUCAGAGCCCUGUUCAUGCUCAAAGCCGUAGGUAAUGAUCAAGUCGUCAACAUCAUCUCAGAGGGCUUUGAGGACGACUCGUCACUCAUGAAGCAUGAGCUGGCCUAUGUCCUUGGACAAUUGUCCAAUCCUUUGGCUAUCCCCAAACUCGAAGAAGUCCUCGUCAACGACAAACAACAACACUGCUCCAUGGUCAGGCAUGAAGCUGCUGAAGCUCUCGGAGCAUUAAGCUCGGAAAGUAGCUUGCCAUUGCUGAGAAAGUAUCUGGAUGAUCCGAAUCGUGAAGUCAGAGAGACUUGCGAAGUGGCCAUUGGUAAAAUCCAGUUUGAUCACGGUGCAGAGGGAAAGGAGAGGAUGAAGAAUCCUGACUUUCCCACCAUUGAUCCUGCUCCAUCAUCCUCUCGCGAAGAUAUUCCAGCACUCCGCGCCGCCCUCUUGGACACUUCUCGUCCUCUGUUCGAGCGAUAUCGAGCAAUGUUCGCCUUGCGAGAUUUUGGAGCGGCUUCCAAAGACGCAGUUUUGAGCCUGGCUGAGGGUUUUGGGGAUUCAUCCGCCUUAUUCCGACACGAGAUUGCAUAUGUCUUUGGACAGCUCUGUUCACCUCACUCCAUCCCUUCCCUACUGUCACGAUUGGAGGACGCACAAGAGGAUCCAAUGGUCAGACACGAAGCUGCAGAGGCGCUCGGAGGGAUCGCAUCGGACGGAAUAGAGGGUGACGAGGAAGCCAGUCGGGUCUUACCGCCAGGAGGUGUCUUGCAAAUCCUCAGAGAAUGGGCAAUCAAGGAAGGCGCUCCUCAGGUGGUCAAGGAGAGCUGUCAAAUUGCCAUUGACAUGUGGGAGUAUGAGAACUCUCAAGACCAAUUCAACCCUUUGGAUACUUUGGUCUCCAAAGCUCAUACUACCGGUAUGGAGCGUUCAGCUGCCUCUGCUGUCGCUGCUGUUGCGCCGUAAACUAUUGGCAUUCGUUCAUACACAGCAUUUUUCCACAUACACAUCGCAUCUGUUGAGACCGUCCAUAGUUGUAUAUAUUCUACUUCAUGCAGAUGUGAAGAACCAG
Messenger RNA from Kockovaella imperatae, 1191 nucleotides. RefSeq names its product armadillo-type protein. Gene Ontology annotation, biological process: peptidyl-hypusine biosynthetic process. NCBI's taxonomy places the organism in Eukaryota, Fungi, Basidiomycota, Tremellomycetes, Tremellales, Cuniculitremaceae. The record is from RefSeq and is a predicted model, not a curated record. The transcript is spliced from 6 exons. The coding region runs from base 48 to 1085 and encodes 345 amino acids. Gene Ontology annotation, molecular function: deoxyhypusine monooxygenase activity.